GCAGCUAAAGUGUAGCUAUUUGUUAGAUUAUUUGAAUUCUGACUUUGUAGUUUAAAGUGUAGCUGCUUUGUUGAUAAUUGUAGUUACACUGUAGGUUAUAGUAGAUUUUAUUUUAUUUUGCAGCACAUUGAUGUUAUUAUGUAUUACCUGAGAAAAAGAGGCAAAUAUGUCCCCAACAACAACAACACUAGGUUUACAACAACCGAUUGCUUGUUCAAGUCAAAGAUUGAACAAAUCUAUGAGAAGUUCAUAAGUUCUCCACCAGAAAAAAAGUAUUCGGUUGUUAAACCCGAUGAUGAUGUUGCAGAAUAUAUUCUUGGGUAUACACUUCUUGCUAAUGUUGCCUGAAAUGAAGUUGACUAUGUCAUCAUGCCCGUGAACAUUGUAGAGAAUUUCCAUUGGUUGUUGGUCGUUUUCGACAUAGCGGUAUGUGUAUGAUUCCAUGGUGUCUUUACACCAUCAUAAUGCUGUUGAAUCAUGUGUUGAUAAGCUUUCAAUCAUUAUCCCUCUGUAUUUGUCUUGCACUGGUUUCUACGAGAAGUGUAAAGACAUUGACUUCAAGACCACAAAGGCAUACAUUGAGAAACCAGUUACAGACCCUCUCAACAUACAGUGGAUGGUUGCGGAGAUUCCACAACAAAAGGAAGGAUCACUCGAUUGUGGUGUAUUUGUGGCUGCUUUUGCGGAGUAUGUUAGCCUUGGAGAUUUGUCAAUCCCUUCAGGACCUUUCGGAUAUCGACCAACACCGUAGACGCUAUGGAGCUCUCCUAUGAGACUAUGCUACAAAGAAGCAAGAAGAUGGGUCAAUCAGUGAAAGUGAAGUUACAGGCAGGCUAGCAAGGAGGAAGGGUGCUCCUGCUUUGAAUGAAAAGACUAGAGUUUAGAGAAAGAAGAAAUAAAGUCCUGUUUUCCUAGUUUAGUUGAUGUCAAUUUGUAGUUGAAGGAGAAUACACUACUUUA
Molecule: messenger RNA, 960 nt
Organism: Nicotiana tabacum (common tobacco)
Lineage: Eukaryota; Viridiplantae; Streptophyta; Magnoliopsida; Solanales; Solanaceae
Source: RefSeq, a predicted model, not a curated record